ACAACCACACCUAUAUCAUCCAUUGGUGUUCUUCUUCUCCCUUCUCUCCUUCAUCAAUGGAUGCAAUACCCACCUCCAUCUCAACUCUAAGAACAACCUCCUCCUUCAUCCCUUCCAACCCUCCACCUCUUCUCCUCAAACCCAACCCUUAUCUCUACCGUUCACGCUCUCACAAAUCCACCAAACCUCCUCCUCCUCCUCCAUCCUCCAUCCAAACCUUAAAACCACCUUCUCUUCUCGUCUCCUCCUCCUUCUCUCCACCUCCCAUCUCCUUCACCUCUAAACAACACCACAAAGCUUCAACAGGCUACGCCGCCGCCCUCCUUGAUGCCUCUCGGUGCCAAAACUCUAUACAUGCAGUCUACAACGACGUUCAUAAGCUCAUGCACGUUCUCCAUGAUACUAAGAGCAUGAAGAUAGCUUUAAAGAGUGGAGACUUUGCUAAACAACUAGUGGUUCUGGUGAAGAUGCUAGUGAAGAAAGGCAAGUCUGGUUUGGUUUUGGAGGUGUUGGAUGAGUUCAUAAAGUUGUAUGAUGAGCUGACUUUCACUCCAGUGAUGCUUGUCUCUUCCAACAACAUAUAAAUGUGCAGAGAAAUAUAGUGCUGCUGUUGAUCAAGUGAAGGUGAGGAACUUUACUUCUGAAAAGCCUUUGGGUGUGUCAGUGUGGUACUCUUUGUUUAGGUUUAAUGCUUUUAAGUAUGGUUUGGAUUAUGGGAAGAAGAUAGAUAUGUAUCUUAGAGUACUGUUUGAUUUUGUCUACCAUGUUAAAUAAAUAAAAAUUUUAGUACUUGACACUUGUGUUUUAUGUUGA
Dioscorea cayenensis subsp. rotundata (Guinea yam) is the source of this 813-nucleotide messenger RNA. RefSeq lists its product as uncharacterized. Gene Ontology annotation, biological process: photosynthetic electron transport in photosystem I; photosynthetic electron transport in photosystem II; proton motive force-driven ATP synthesis. The transcript has a single exon. Bases 57 to 584 code for a protein of 175 amino acids. The record is from RefSeq and is a predicted model, not a curated record. NCBI's taxonomy places the organism in Eukaryota, Viridiplantae, Streptophyta, Magnoliopsida, Dioscoreales, Dioscoreaceae. Gene Ontology annotation, molecular function: proton-transporting ATP synthase activity, rotational mechanism. Gene Ontology annotation, cellular component: chloroplast thylakoid membrane.